AUGAGAGGAAAAGCUCAUGCGGAAUGGAAAAUAGUAGUCAACGGUGAAAAAAGAACCGUUAGAGAUGAUCAGUAUUUUAUGGAUGCAAGAAACGUCAUUUGGGGAAAUGAAAAUGUCGAUGGUAACGUUCCGAUACUUCCGCGUGGAUUUCAUCAAUUUCCGUUUAAAUUUCAAUUACCAGAAUCACAGUUGCCAUGUUCUUUUGAAAGCAAACCCGGAUGCAUUAGAUAUUAUGUUAAAGUCACCGUUGAUAUUCCAUAUGCUUCUCCACCGCAGGGUAUCAAAUAUUUUACAAUUAUCGGACCUCAUAUCGAUUGCAUGGACGAACAAUAUUUGGCGAAUAAAAGAACGACGUGUUGUUUGUGUUGUCAAAGAGGACCCGUCACCCUACACACACAAUUGGAACGUUCAGCCUAUGUUUGUGGUGAAUCUAUAAAGCUCAAAGCAAACAUAGACAAUCAGGGAGAAGAAACAGCGAGGCUUAAAGUCAAAUUAUUACAGUUUGUUGAAUAUUUCAUCGAUAGAGGAGUUUUUGGAACUUCUAAAGAAUUACAACACGUGGUUUUAGAAUAUAAAGGAGACGUGGUACAACCAAAUACUCGUACAAAAUGGGAUUCUAAUCAAUGUUUAAUUGUGCCGACCAUGCCUCCGACCGUUGUGGGUGUUUGCAGGGUUUUACAAAUUUAUUAUGUUCUUAAAGUUAAUUUAGAAUUAGAAAAAUCAGGUGAAGAUUUAUUAAUGCAUUUUCCAAUAACGGUUGCAACCGUACCGUUUAGAAUUCCCAAUACCAACAAUGUGCCUAAAAUAACAUACCGAGUAGCUAGCCAUCACGUCGAAGGUGGAAUGUAUAUCGGACCUGAAUUUUUACUAGGAGAAGUUUACGAUGGAUCGAAUAAUACCCAAGAAACUCGUGAAACAACCGUUUUAUAUCAACCCGUUUACGUAAAUGUCGUCAGAGAGGAAAUGACGUAA
This is a messenger RNA of Pediculus humanus corporis (human body louse), 972 nucleotides long. Its product is annotated as arrestin domain-containing protein, putative. Gene Ontology annotation, biological process: protein transport. The record is from RefSeq and is a predicted model, not a curated record. The transcript is spliced from 6 exons. Gene Ontology annotation, cellular component: cytoplasm. Lineage: Eukaryota; Metazoa; Arthropoda; Insecta; Psocodea; Pediculidae. Bases 1 to 972 code for a protein of 323 amino acids.